GAUGAGCCACAAAGCUCCAGAUUUGAUUGGAGCGGAUGGAUUAGAUUUAGAUAGUUCGUCGAAAUGCCAGGGUGAUAGUCCAGAAUUCUCUUCGACGAACUUUGACGAGCAGGAAAAUCGUGAUUUUACCGAGAAAUUGGAUAAUAUAGCUGAAGUAGAUGAAACAGGAGACGGUCGUGCUCUCCCUCCUACGCCACCCCCUAGCGAAGUACCAGUGACGUACACUGAAGAAACCGUUGAUAAUAUUGACGAAGAAAAUGGCGUACAAAAACAAACAAACGAUAUUACGAAAGAGGAUGAAAUUCAAACGGAAAUCGUCGAAGAAAUCAAAGAUAAAUUAGAACAUGUAGUGCUCCAAGAAACACACCCAGAGUCUAAAAAUGAAGCAGAAGAAGUUAAAGGAGAAAAUGAAGCGAUUGGAGAAGCCGUAGAAAAUGAUAAAGAAGACGAAAAAAUCGUAGAAAAAGAUGAUGAUGAAGAAAAGAAUAAAGAACCGGAAGAGGAAAUUAAUAUAGUCCGCGAAACCUCCUACAAUGAAGAGACGGAAAUUAAAGGUGAGGUCACAGAGACAACGAAAACUACCAAGGAAUGCACUAUAACUGAUAAGAAAAAAGUUGAAGAAGUUGAUGAUAACACUAAAAUUCAGCGAGAGAGAACAGAAACUGUUAAAACAGUCAACGUGCAAAAGACAAUCGAAGGACCUUUACCUGAAGAUUUUGUGCCAGAGUACCCCGCUGAGCACUUUUCGAAUGAAUUUCCUUUCAAUGGGUCUUCAGGCGAAAAAAGUGAAGAUGCCAAUGAAAAAUCCACAGAGGAACCUAAACUUGAAGAGAGCGAACUGAAAGAGGUUCCGGUUGACGUGAAGACAGAAAAGGUCGAAACAAUUAAGGAAGAGAAUCAAGGUGCCGCAGAAGAAACUGGCACCUUAAAAAAGAAAAAACCUAAAUCGAUUGGCAAAAAAGGUGGAAUACUAUCUAUUUUUACGAGAAAAUCAAGAAGGAAGAGACGUUCAACUGUCGUUCACAAGGAAACUAUGGCCGAUUUCGAGUUGCCAAAAACCGAUGACGGUGAGCCGGCUGAAGACAAUAAAGAAGCUGUCAUUGAAGUUACAAAUGUAAAAAAAACCAAAGAAGAGAAAAAGCUUGAAAAAGAAAUGAAGAAAUCUGAAGAAAAGAAACAAAAAGAGGAAGCCAAAAGACUUAAAAUGGAAGCAAAAAAGCGAAAAGAUGAGAGUAAAUUAAAAAAGAACAUGUCUGGUUCAAAAGGAACUUGGAAAAUACCUCAAAAUGGAACCGAAGCAAAGGAUAAGGAAGGUACUGAUGAGAAAGAUGAAGAUGUAGAUGUACCAGAAAGUGUAACAGAAACCGCUACAUAUGUUGAGCCUAAUCAAAAUGACAAAACGGACUUGAAAGAAGAGCCACAAAACUUCAAUAAACAAGCUAAACGAGAACUUAGCCUCUUAAAGAGAUUUUCGACAAAGAAAAAUAAAGAAAAAGACGUAUCUGUAGAAAAGAAGCAUGCAACAUCCUUGGAUAAUUCGGCGGUUACGGCAACCGGUGUAGAAGAGCCGGAAAUACAAACUCCGACAAAAGAAUACAUGGUAGUAGUUGCAAUUGACUUUGGAACAACAUUUUCGGGUUACGCAUUCAGCUUUCUUAACGACCCUGAUACAAUUCAUAUGAUGAGACAGCAAGGAGAUCCUGGAAUCAUCAAUCAAAAAUGUCCAACAGUUCUUCUCUUAAAACCAGAUGGAGAAUUUCAUUCUUUCGGAUUUUCUGCUCGAGAUUACUUUCAUAACCUUGAGCCUUCCGUUGCCCAAAAAUGGCUGUAUUUCGACAAAUUCAAAAUGGCAUUACAUCAUGAAACGAGCCUUAACUCAGAAACUGAACUCAAUGCAACAAAUGGAAAGAAGAUGCCUGCUAUGACAAUAUUCGCUCAUGCCUUGAAAUUCUUUAAGGAUCACGUUCUUCAAGAACUAACUGAGUCUUCUUUCACUUCUUUCGAAAAUUCGGACAUUCGAUGGGUAAUUACGGUUCCAGCGAUAUGGAAAGCUGAAGCGAAGCAGUUUAUGCGUCAAGCGGCUUACGAGGCUGGAAUAGCCUCGGACGAGGAGCCUGAACAAUUACUAAUAGCUCUAGAGCCGGAAGCUGCUUCCAUCUACUGCAGGAAAUUGAGACUGCAUCAAUUAAUGCCAGAAAAACCGAACAGGUUCUCGUUAUCACCAAGAAGAAAGAAUGAAUCACUUUCGAAGAGAUUAAAUGAUACAAGCAAUGGGGAAGAUGAUGUACCUGUAAUACCCAAUUCUGAAGGAACUAGAUAUAUAGUGGUGGACUGUGGAGGCGGAACUGUCGAUAUUACCGUCCACGAGAUGCAAGGGAAACACCAAAACCUAACGGAACUAUACAAGGCAGUCGGAGGUCCACAUGGAUCAAUCGGAGUUGACGAGGAAUUUUAUCGGUUGCUGGUCGAUAUUUUCAGUGAAGAGUUUUUGGAAUUAUAUAAAACGAAAAGACCAGCAGGCUUUGUAGAUUUGAUGAUCAGCUUCGAGUCAAGGAAAAGAGCAGCCAGUCCUUGGAAAGAAAACCCUCUUAAUGUACCCUUACCAUUCUCUUUUAUUGUACUUUAUAAGUCCUUUACACCCGGUUGUGGAAGUGUCGAAACAGCACUAUUACGCUACAGCAAUCCGGACGUGACAAUAGUAGAAGGAAUGUUGAGAUUGACCCCCGAGGCUAUGAAGAAACUGUUUGCAACUACGCUACAGAAAAUAAGUGACACAGUAGCAAUGGUUUUGGAAAAUCCAGCUCUACCAGAUAUCAAAUAUAUGUUCCUCGUGGGCGGUUUCGCUGAAUCGGGACUGCUCCAGCAACACCUAAAGGAUCGGUUUACGCCCAAAGUCCGAACAAUCAUACCGCAAGAUGUUGGUCUAACUAUUCUCAAGGGGGCUGUUUGUUUCGGCAUCGAUCCAUGCGUAGUUGCAGUUCGAGUUUCGCGAUUGACUUAUGGUGUUGGAGUAUUGAAUAAAUGGGUAAAUGGCAAACACCCAGAAAGCAAACGAGUUCGCCGCGACGGUGUUGACUGGUGCAUAGAUGUUUUCGAUAGAUUUGUCGCUUGCGGUCAAUCGGUAGCUUUGGGAGAUAGUGUUUUGCGUUCAUAUACACCCGCAAGCCAUGGACAAGCCGAGUGCUUGCUAAAUCUCUAUUGUUCGGAAGACGCAAACGCAGAUUUUAUUACAAACGACGGAGUCCGACAUUGCGGUACUCUUCGCCUCUUCCUAGAAGGUGAAAACGAGUCGGAUAAGCCAAGGGAAAUACAAGCUAGAAUGAUCUUUGGCGAUACCGAGAUCAAGGCAAACGUCAUCGACUUGACUUCCGGAAGGUGCGUUAAAGCUAAUAUAGACUUUUUGAACAAAUGA
Messenger RNA from Dimorphilus gyrociliatus, 3412 nucleotides. The record is from the annotation of a GenBank genome assembly. Lineage: Eukaryota; Metazoa; Annelida; Polychaeta; Dinophilidae.